Messenger RNA from Hansenula ciferrii, 1746 nucleotides. RefSeq names its product Atg7p (gene ATG7). NCBI's taxonomy places the organism in Eukaryota, Fungi, Ascomycota, Saccharomycetes, Phaffomycetales, Wickerhamomycetaceae. Gene Ontology annotation, biological process: autophagosome assembly; autophagy of mitochondrion; cellular response to nitrogen starvation. Gene Ontology annotation, cellular component: cytoplasm; phagophore assembly site. Bases 1 to 1746 code for a protein of 581 amino acids. The transcript has 2 exons. The record is from RefSeq and is a predicted model, not a curated record. Gene Ontology annotation, molecular function: Atg12 activating enzyme activity; Atg8 activating enzyme activity.
AUGUCUGAUUCAUUAAAAUUCUCAUCUCCAUGUUCUUAUGUUGAUGCUUCUUUUUUCCAAAAAUUUUCAAAAUUAAAAUUAGAUAAAUUUAAACUUGAUUCCAAAGAACAAAAGAUUCAUGGUUCUAUAACAAAUUUAAAUACAAUUGAAGAAUUUAAAGCAUUGGAUAAAGCUCAAUUUAUUAAAAAUUCAGGUGAAAGAAUCCUUAAACAGAUAGAGAACAAAGAAGUCCUUGAAAAUCCUUCAUUAUUGAAUCAUUUUGAUAUUAUAAGUUUUGCAGAUUUGAAAAAAUUCAAAUUUUACUAUUGGUUUGCAUUUCCUUCAUUAAAUUCUAAUUGGAAAAUCAAUCAUAGGGAAUUCAUUGAUGAAAUACCUGAAACAGUUAUAAUGUGGUUUAGUAUUUUAGAUAACAGGAAUAAAGGUGUGAUCAUUUGGAAAGAUGAUGUACCCUACACUUUAGCAAGUUUAAGUCUUGUAAACCCUGAGGAUACAUUAAAAAUUGGAUUCAUAGAUUCUUGUAUUAUUGAUGAUAAACCUUCAAAAUUUUUACAAAAUUUAUUAACUGCAUUAUCAUAUUAUGGUUAUAAUUCAAUAGAAUUACAUGUUUAUAGAUUUGCUUCCAAGAGUUUUAAAUUAAAUAUAACAAAUACUAAUUUAGAUUUACAAAAAAUUACAGGUUGGGAACGUACAUCUCAAGGUAAAUUAGGUCCAAAAUUAGCAGAUUUAGGUUCCCUCAUAGAUCCAAUAAAAUUAUCUGAACAAUCUGUUGAUUUAAAUUUAAAAUUAAUGAAAUGGAGAAUAUCACCUGAAUUGGAUUUAGAUAUCAUUCAACAAAAUAAAGUCUUGUUAUUAGGUUCUGGGACUUUAGGUAGUUAUGUUGCAAGAGCUUUAUUAGGAUGGGGUGUUCGACAAAUAACAUUUGUUGAUAAUGGAUCAGUAUCUUAUUCAAAUCCUGUUCGUCAACCUUUAUUUAAUUUUGAAGAUGUUGGUUCACCAAAAGCUGAAAUUGCAGCUAAAUCAUUACAAAAAAUAUUCCCAUUAGUUAAUUCCAAAGGGUUCCAAUUAGAAAUUCCAAUGGCUGGUCAUCCUGUUACAAAUGAAUCUAAACAACAAGAUGGAUUUAAUCAAUUAGUUCAAUUAAUUAAAGAACAUGAUACAAUUUUCCUUUUAACAGAUUCAAGAGAAGCAAGAUGGUUACCUACGAUAAUCGGUAAAUCUUACAAAAAGACAGUUAUAAAUGCAGCAUUAGGAUUUGAUAGUUAUUUAGUUAUGAGACAUGGUAUUGAUGAUCAAUUGGGCUGUUAUUAUUGUAAUGAUGUGGUUGCACCAACUGAUAGUUUAACAGAUAGAACUUUAGAUCAAAUGUGUACAGUUACAAGACCUGGUGUUGCAUUAUUAGCAUCUUCAUUAGCUGUGGAGUUAUUAGUUUCUAUAUUACAACAUCCAGAUGGUCCAUUGGCUAAAGCUAAUGAAGAAUCUAUAUUGGGAAAAUUACCACAUCAAUUAAGAGGGUUUCUGGGAAAUUUUGAAACUUUAAAAUUAGAAUCACCAGCUUAUCCUUAUUGUCCUGCAUGUUCUAAACCUAUCCAGGAGGCAUUUGUACAGGAAGGUUGGGAAUUUGUUAAAAAAGCUUUAAAUGAUUCUAAAUAUCUUGAAUUGAUUAGUGGAUUAGCUGAAGAACAAAGGAAAGCUGAAGAAGCAGUUGCUAAUUUGGAAGCUGAUUUUAGUGAUGAAGAGUGGCUUUGA